GGGGAGGUGGUGGGGGAGGCCGCGGCCGGGGACCCCCCGGGACCCCCUGAGCAGGGCGCCGGGGACUCCGAGACCGGGGGGGACACCACCCUGGUCGAUGUCACCGCUGGCUUGGAGACCGAGUCCUCUAAUGGGAAGGAUCCUCUAGAAGGUGCUGGGGACAGUUCUGAAGUCUUGGACACUCAGACGGGUUCAGUGGAUGAAGAGAAUGGGCGACAGCUUGGAGAGAUAGAGCUGCAGUGCGGGAUUUGUACAAAGUGGUUCACAGCGGACACCUUUGGCAUUGAUACUACAUCAUGUCUGCCUUUCAUGACCAACUACAGUUUCCAUUGCAAUGUCUGUCAUCACAGCGGGAACACAUACUUUCUAAGAAAACAAGCAAAUCUGAAGGAAAUGUGCCUUAGUGCUCUGGCCAACUUGACGUGGCAGUCAAGGACACAAGAUGAGCACCCAAAAACUAUGUUCUCAAAAGACAAGGAUAUUAUACCAUUUAUUGACAAGUACUGGGAGUGUAUGACAACUAGACAGAGACCUGGAAAAAUGACUUGGCCAAAUAACAUUGUAAAAACAAUGUGUAAAGAAAGGGAUGUGUUCUUGGUGAAAGAGCAUCCAGACCCAGGUAGUAAAGAUCCAGAGGACGAUUAUCCAAAGUUUGGGCUACUAGAUCAGGACCUUGCUAAUAUUGGUCCAGCGUACGAUAACCAGAAGCAGAGCAGUGCUGUAUCUACUAGUGGAAGCUUAAAUGGUGGAGCCUCUUUGGGAGGGGGCAUUCCAGCAGGAGGUAGCGGGAAAGGAAGAGGAGCAAAACGCAAACAGCAAGAUGGAGGGACCACAGGAACAGCCAAGAAAACCAGAAGUGACCCUUUGUUUUCUGCUCAGCGCCUGCCACCUCAUGGUUACCCUCUGGAGCACCCCUUUAAUAAAGAUGGAUAUCGUUACAUUCUGGCUGAGCCUGACCCCCAUGCGCCUGACCCAGAGAAACUGGAGCUAGACUGCUGGGCAGGAAAACCUAUUCCUGGAGAUCUCUACAGAGCAUGCCUAUAUGAACGAGUCCUCCUAGCAUUGCAUGACCGAGCACCUCAGCUAAAGAUCUCUGAUGACAGACUGACCGUUAUCGGAGAGAAAGGAUACUCCAUGGUACGAGCCUCACAUGGGGUGCGGAAGGGAGACUGGUACUUUGAGAUAUCUGUGGAUGAGAUGCCUCCAGACACAGCUGCCAGACUUGGCUGGUCGCAGCCACUAGGGAACCUGCAGGCUCCCCUAGGCUAUGACAAGUUCAGUUACUCCUGGCGCAGCAAGAAGGGAACAAAGUUUCAUCAGUCCAUAGGCAAACACUAUUCAGCUGGCUAUGGGCAAGGAGAUGUACUGGGUUUUUAUAUCAGUCUUCCUGAAGAUACAGAGACAGCAAAGUCACUGCCUGAUACCUAUAAAGAUAAGGCUUUGAUCAAGUUCAAAAGUUACUUGUAUUUUGAAGAGAAGGAUUUUGUGGAUAAAGCAGAGAAGAGCCUAAAGCAAACUCCUGGAAGCCAAAUAAUCUUCUAUAAAAAUGGUGUCAGCCAAGGAGUUGCCUUUAAAGAGAUUUUUGAAGGUGUUUAUUUCCCUGCCAUUUCUUUGUAUAAGGGCUGCACGGUUUCAGUAAACUUUGGACCGUACUUCAAAUACCCUCCAAGAGACAUCACGUACCGCCCCAUGAGCGACAUGGGCUGGGGUGCUGUUGUAGAGCACACAUUGGCAGAUGUCCUGUAUCAUGUGGAGACAGAAGUUGAUGGAAGACGAAGCCCACCGUGGGAGCCCUAGAGGAGAUGCUGUAUAUACCGAUAUCUUAAACACUGGACAAACAUGGUUUAUUUCUAGAGAAUUGCAACAUCAGUUUCU
Terrapene triunguis (Three-toed box turtle) is the source of this 1875-nucleotide messenger RNA. RefSeq names its product ASH2 like, histone lysine methyltransferase complex subunit (gene ASH2L). NCBI's taxonomy places the organism in Eukaryota, Metazoa, Chordata, Testudines, Emydidae. Gene Ontology annotation, molecular function: transcription cis-regulatory region binding; protein binding. Bases 310 to 1797 code for a protein of 495 amino acids. The transcript is spliced from 17 exons. The record is from RefSeq and is a predicted model, not a curated record. Gene Ontology annotation, cellular component: Set1C/COMPASS complex.